Molecule: messenger RNA, 1122 nt
Organism: Caenorhabditis remanei
Lineage: Eukaryota; Metazoa; Nematoda; Chromadorea; Rhabditida; Rhabditidae
Exons: 4
Coding region: 1-1122 (373 amino acids)
Biological process (GO): RNA export from nucleus; transcription-dependent tethering of RNA polymerase II gene DNA at nuclear periphery
Cellular component (GO): nuclear pore
Molecular function (GO): RNA binding; ubiquitin binding
Source: RefSeq, a predicted model, not a curated record
AUGUUCGGAUCAUCGAGCUUCGGAAACAAGUCACUGUUCGGCGGAGGAACAAGCAUGUCGACAACAGCCAGCACAACCGCCAAUAACACACAAGAUCAAGACUUCCUGGUAGAAGGAGCACCAGAAGACACAAUUCAAGUAAUCAAAUUCAGCCCUCAACCACAAGACAAACCAAUGAUUGCAUGCGGAGCAUGGGACGGUACGAUCCGUGUAUGGAUGCUGAACGAGGCGAACACAUUCGAAGGAAAGGCUCAACAGAACAUUCCCGCACCAAUUCUGGAUAUUUGCUGGAUUGAAGACAGUUCGAAGAUCUUUAUGGCUUGUGCAGACAAAGAAGCACGACUUUGGGAUCUUGCUUCCAAUCAAGUAGCAGUUGUCGGAACACACGAUGGACCAGUGAAGACAUGUCAUUGGAUUAAUGGAAACAACUAUCAGUGCUUGAUGACUGGAUCAUUUGACAAGACACUUCGAUUCUGGGAUAUGAAAAAUCUUCCAAAUCAAACGCAAAUGGCUUCAGUCUCAUUACCAGAAAGAGUUUACGCAGCUGAUGUGAUGUAUCCAAUGGCUGUCGUGGCACUGGCUAACAAGAGAAUCAAAGUUUAUAACCUGGAAAAUGGGCCGACGGAAGUAAAGGAUAUCGAAAGCCAACUGAAAUUCCAAAUCAGGUGCAUCUCGAUCUUCAGAGACAAAACGAGUCAAAUGCCAGCUGGUUUCGCUUUGGGAUCUAUCGAAGGACGUGUUGCCGUGCAAUACGUUGAGGCUGCUAAUCCAAAAGACAACUUCACAUUCAAAUGUCACAGAUCAGCUGAGCUUGUCAAUGGAUAUCAAGAGAUUUACGCUGUAAACGAUAUUUGCUUCCAUCCACAACACGGAACACUCGUAACAAUCGGAUCGGACGGUCGCUAUUCGAUGUGGGAUAAGGAUGCGCGGACGAAACUGAAAACUUCCGAACCACACCCGAUGCCAUUGACGUGCUGUGAUGUGCACAGUUCUGGAGCUUUCCUCGUUUACGCGUUGGGAUAUGACUGGAGUCGAGGACACGAAGGAAAUACCCAACCAGGAUCAAAGAUCGUUAUUCACAAAUGUGUUGAAGACAUGAAGCCACGACCUCCGAAGAAGUGA